This is a messenger RNA of Glycine soja, 712 nucleotides long. RefSeq names its product LOB domain-containing protein 12-like. Bases 142 to 603 code for a protein of 153 amino acids. The transcript has 2 exons. NCBI's taxonomy places the organism in Eukaryota, Viridiplantae, Streptophyta, Magnoliopsida, Fabales, Fabaceae. The record is from RefSeq and is a predicted model, not a curated record.
UUAGUCUUAUUAUGUGCAACUCUUUGAUUUGUGUUCUAUUAACUUCCUCUGUUUUCAGCUUACUCCUUUUCUCCUUUUAGUCCUAAACACAAUCGUUUUUCUUUCUUUUUCAGUUUCCUUUGUUUCCAAAAAAGAAAAAAAAUGGGUGGAAAUUCCCCUUGUGCCUCAUGCAAAUUGCUGAGACGCCGGUGCACAAAAGACUGCACCUUCGCUCCUUAUUUUCCUUCUGAUGACCCGCAGAAGUUUGCCAUAGUUCACAAGGUUUUUGGUGCUAGCAAUGUUAGCAAAAUGUUGCAGGAACUUCCAGUUCACCAGAGAGCAGAUGCAGUGAGUAGUCUAGUGUAUGAGGCAAAUGCAAGAGUGAGGGAUCCUGUGUAUGGUUGUGUUGGAGCCAUAUCCUACUUGCAAAAUCAAGUUUCUGAGCUCCAAAUGCAGCUUGCAGUUGCUCAAGCAGAGAUACUCUGCAUCCAGAUGGAACAUGAGCCAGUGAUGCCAGCCUCACAAAUUGAUCUAGACCACAAGUCUUAUUUUCUCCAAAAUGACCUCUCUCAGUUUCUUGCUUUUGACUCUUCUAGCAAUGUAAUGCAGCAAUUUUGCCCAUGACAUGGUUUCUUGAAUGAAAUUUGCUCACAUGCUUUGGGUUUGGUCUAUUCAUGUUUUGUCUUUUCUCAAUCUCUGAGACAUUUUAUAUCAUACAUCUAUAAAUUUUUUC